Galeopterus variegatus (Sunda flying lemur) is the source of this 1328-nucleotide messenger RNA. It is a transcript of the gene PRXL2B, whose product is annotated as family with sequence similarity 213, member B. The coding region runs from base 1 to 1242 and encodes 413 amino acids. Lineage: Eukaryota; Metazoa; Chordata; Mammalia; Dermoptera; Cynocephalidae. The record is from RefSeq and is a predicted model, not a curated record. The transcript has 10 exons.
AUGCAGCCUCACAAAAACCUCAGCUCUGAGUCACCUCCUGGUCUGGUGAUGGGGUCUUCUCUGCAUACAGCACAUCCACCGGUGCCUGGGCAGGAGCUGCCCAUGCAGAGCGCGCUGCGGGCACCACUGCACCACCUGCUCCUGCACUGGGUCUGGGAGCAGCUGUCCAGGUCAAAGGCUUCCCGGGGCCCCCGGCCGCAGCAGGUCCUGCCUGCUGCACACUCGUGUCACCAAGGGACCCAUACCCUUAGCUAUGAGCGCAUGAGCCUGGUCACUGUGCCCUUCGCCAGCCCUGUCUGCUGCACCUGUGCUCUGUCUGCCACAACCAGGGCCCUGACGCAGCUGUGGGCUGCUCAGGUGAAGCGGCUGCAGGAAGCACACAGCUCUCACGGCCUGGCCCCUGUCCAUCACCCGGGAGCACAACCUGGGUAUGACCGGCUGGAAGACUCUGGACGCCCACCCACGCAAACGUGCACACGCAAACGUGCACGCCACCCUGGGACACUCGUACCACCAGUGCAGGUGCACCACAGGCGUCAGAGCCACUGCACGGCUUCUCCGUGUCUCCUGCUGUCCUCCCUCCGUGAGAACGGCCCGUUCCAGACAGCGGCGGCCCCUUGGCCUGGGUCCCGGAGUGCAGAAGGCGCAGGAGCAGAGUCGCCGCAGCUGACACGAGACUGGGCUGUGGCUCCGGACGAGGCUGGGGCGUCGCCAACCACGGCACAGCCCAGACAGCCGCCGACGCGCUGCUCAGGGCGCUUCGGCUGCAUGGUGUGUCGCUGGAUCGCCCGGGACCUCAGCAGCCUCAGGGGGCUCCUGGACCGGCACGGCGUGCGCCUGGUCGGCGUGGGGCCCGAGGCACUGGGCUUGCAGGAGUUCCUGGACGGCGGCUACUUCGCGGGAGAGCUGUACCUGGAUGAGAGCAAACAGCUCUAUAAAGAACUGGGCUUUAAGCGGUACAACAGCUUGAGUAUCCUGCCAGCUGCCGUGGGGAAGCCCGUGCGAGAUGUGGCCGCCAAGGCCAAGGCUGUUGGCAUUCAGGGGAACCUGUCGGGGGACCUGCUGCAGAGUGGAGGGCUGCUGGUGGUCGGCAAAGGUGGUGACAAAGUGCUGCUGCACUUUGUCCAGAAGUCCCCGGGUGACUAUGUUCCCCAAGAGAACAUUCUGCAGGCCUUGGGCAUCUCUGCAGAGGUCUCUGCCAGUGAGCCGCCCCAGUGUGACGAGGAGGUGUGUGGGAGGUGAAGACCUUCGAGGAUCUGGGUGGACCUACUGCCUGGGUGUCCUGGGAGUCAGACUGAAGAAUUGUCUGGAGUCGCAGUGGGCCGAGA